Varanus komodoensis (Komodo dragon) is the source of this 6396-nucleotide messenger RNA. It is a transcript of the gene EEF2K, whose product is annotated as eukaryotic elongation factor 2 kinase. The record is from RefSeq and is a predicted model, not a curated record. Bases 250 to 2478 code for a protein of 742 amino acids. Gene Ontology annotation, biological process: protein phosphorylation. The transcript has 19 exons. Gene Ontology annotation, molecular function: calmodulin binding; elongation factor-2 kinase activity; ATP binding. NCBI's taxonomy places the organism in Eukaryota, Metazoa, Chordata, Lepidosauria, Squamata, Varanidae.
GGAGGAAGGCGGCGGCGCGCUCCGGCCUUGGCACGCCUUGCUCGGCCCGCGGCUCGCCUGCCAGCCUCGCCCAGCGGCUCUGCGGCGGCGAAGGGAGGCCGAGAAGGAAGGGGGGACGCCCGCCGGCCGGAGGAACCUGCCCCGCUUUCGCGAGGCUUCUCCUGCGUGCGGAUUUCUGCGGAAAGGUUCUCCCAGUCGUAAUACUGGCUACUCCAAUCAUCGCACGAGUGAGACCACUCCCCCACCAAUAUGGCGGACGAAGACCUGAUCUUCCACAUCGAAUGCCUCGACAAUGUCAAAUUACCCAAAGUGGCCUCUGGGAACUGCCAUGACACUGAUAGUGAAGGGGAGGAUAACUACUAUAUCUGCCCGAUCACAGAUGACCCGAUCUUGAGCAAGGAGGCUCAUGACAAAGCCAGCACCUAUUACAGCAACUUGGCAAGAAAUGAGCAAUAUUCAUCCAGCUCGUCUCCCCGGCAUUCCUUCAAUUUCAGGAAUGGCUCUCAGCAACAUGCUAAGCAAGGCACAGUGGUUGAACGUAGCCGGGAAGCCUGGAAGCACGCCAUCGAGAAAGCCAAGCACAUGCCUGACCCCUGGGCGGAAUUUCAUCUGGAGGAGAUAGAAACGGAGAACGCCACGCGGUACAGGUACAACGCUGUUACCGGGGAGUGGGUUGAAGAUGAGGUUCUGAUCAAAAUGGCUUCACAGCCUUUUGGUCGAGGAGCGAUGCGGGAAUGCUUCAGAACAAAAAAGCUGUCUAAUUUUUUGCACACUCAGAAUUGGAAAGGUGCCUUUAACUAUGUGGCUAAGCGAUACAUAGAAACAGUCAACAGGGAUGUCUACUUUGAGGAUGUACGACUCCAAAUGGAGGCCAAGCUGUGGGGAGAAGAAUACAACAGGCACAAGCCCCCCAAACAGGUGGAUAUAGUUCAGACCUGCAUCAUCGAAAUGCAUAAUAGGCCGGGCAAACCUCUUUUCCACUUGGAACAUUACAUUGAGGGCAAGUACAUCAAAUACAACUCGAACUCAGGAUUCGUACGGGACGACAACAUUCGCCUCACCCCACAGGCAUUCAGCCAUUUCACAUUUGAACGCUCAGGACACCAGUUGAUCAUUGUCGACAUUCAAGGAGUUGGAGACCUUUACACAGACCCUCAGAUCCACACAGAGAGUGGCACAGACUUUGGAGAUGGCAACCUCGGUGUCCGGGGGAUGGCCUUGUUCUUCCAUUCUCACUCCUGCAACAAGAUUUGCCAAAGCAUGGGACUGAUGCCUUUCGACCUCUCCUCGAAAGAGAAGGAUGCCUUGCUGAGGAACAACAAGCAGCUUGAAUUUGCUAAGACUGUUGUGCGAGGAACAGAAGAAAAAUGCGGAAGCAGCCGCGUAAGAACCAUCUCCGGCAGCCGGCCUCCUCUGCUUUUCCGUUUGUCUGAAAACUCUGGGGAUGAAAGCAUGAGCGAUGUGGCGUUCGACUCAUUGCCCUCUUCCCCUUCUUCAGCGACACCACACAGCCACAAACUGGAGCAUCUUCAUUGGCCAGUAUUCAAUGAAGUUGACGAUUUGGUUCAUAAAGAUCAUGAUGUCCUUGACAAUCAAAGGGACUGUGAAAAUGGAGGUGACAGCGGAUACCCCAGUGAAAAGAGGAGUGAACAAGAAGACAUGGACCACCGAGAAAAAGGGCAUUCUAACUGCAACCGAAGACAUGAAUGUGAUGAAGACAGUCUGGGCAGCUCUGCAAGGGUCAGUGUGGAGAAAUGGAAUCUGUACAAUGCUGCCAGAGUUCACAUUCACAGACCCUCCUGCGUGGCGGUGGAAGUGCAGAGACUCAAUGCCUUGGAGCUUGAGAAGAAAAUUGGGAAAUCCAUCCUUGGGAAGGUCCACUUGGCCAUGGUCCGUUACCAUGAAGCCGGGCGUUUCUGCGAGAAAGACCAGGAAUGGGAUAAAGAAUCGGCCAUUUUUCACCUGGAGCACGCAGCCGACUGUGGAGAACUGGAGGCCAUCAUUGGGUUGGGGCUCAUGCACUCGCAGCUGCCACAUCACAUUCUUUCCGAGGUCACUCUAGAGGACAGUGAGGAAAAUAGGAUCAAAGGCUUUGAUUACUUACUCAGAGCAGCAGAAGCUGGAGAUCGUCCUUCCAUGAUCCUCGUUGCAAGAGCGUAUGAUACCGGACUCAGUCUUGCUCCUGAUAGACACCAGGACUGGAAGGAAGCCUUGUAUUGGUACAAUGCUGCAUUGAACAUGACCGAUUACGAUGAAGGAGGGGAAUACGAUGGAACUCAAGACGAGCCUCGGUAUCUCCUCCUGGCAAGGGAAGCUGAGAUGCUCCUGACUGGAGGGUUUUAUCUGGACAAGGACCCGCAGAGAUCAGGUGAGCUCUUCACGGAAGCUGCUGAGGAGGCAAUGCAAGCCAUGAAGGGCAGGCUGGCCAACCAAUACUACCAGAAAGCAGAAGAGGCCUGGAGUUUGAUGGAGGAGUGAAACUGGCAAAGAAGCUCUUUUCCUGUAUAUAUUGGAGAUACACAUUUUCUAAAAGACUUUUAUUUUGUUUGGGGUGGGGUAGGGCAGGGUGGGAAGAAAGAAAGAAAAAAAGAUGUAUUUUUAUGUGUUGUUAACUGAUCUUGUGUUUUUCUUAUGACAAUUUUUCUAACUCUGUUUCAACUGAAAGAUGAACAGAAGCAGUAGAAUGUACUGUGACUGGCACUUCAGAGCUGCAAUAUUAGUUGCUGUUGAUAUUUUUGUAAAAACGUCUGAGCAGGGAAAAUCAUUUCUUCACGUGAGGGGAACUAAGCAGACUGCCCCUUAAAUGGCAUAUUUAUGGUAAGCACGAUAGCAAGUAAGUUCUCCAAAUUCCAUCUCAGCCUUCUUCUAUUACAAAAUGCAGAUUUUUUUUGCCCUGGUUGGGCCUCGUUUGUUACAAAUGCACAACUGUCUUGAGCUGAGAGUCCACAGCUGGGCAGAGCUGUGAGAAGCUGCAUGGCAAAGCUGUAGAAGAUGGCUUUUUACCCUGCAAUUCUUGAUUCUGUGGGAAGGGGCAGGAAGAGAGUCCCGAUAGAAGAAAGCAUCUUCCUCGAACUGUCUUUUCAUCUUUCAUUCUGUCUGCUUUAUCUUCCCUCCUUCCUCCCAGGAGCUCAGAGUGUCCCUGCCUCCCUCUGCCUGUUUAUCCUCACAACAAACCUGUCAGGUGGGUCAGGCUAGACUCCGCUGUAGGUCCAGAGUGCUUCUUGGCUCAGUGAGAAAUGGAUUCACAGUCUCCCUGGUUCUUGUGUUGACCCACACACCAGAGCAGAAGCAGGGGCUGAAUUAACGGUGACCCCACAGGCAAUUGCAGGGCUACAUUUUGCCCCCGGGACUGCUGUCACCUGCAAGCCCUGGGGCAAGACACUGCAGGGUCCCUAGCCGUAUGGCCAUGGGGCAGGUGCUCUCUGAUCUCCUGCCGGCUUAUCUGGUUGUGCUUUUCCCCUGCAGUGAAGCCACUGUUUCUUUAAACAAAGAGAAACUGAGGUGCCCCCCCCCCCGCGCCAUCUUCUUCCAUCUCCGAGGGAUGUGGUUGAACAGCGAUGGAGUUGUUCUCUUCCAGUAUUAGACCACCUCCCUGUGCUUGUUUGAACGUUGCCGGUCAGUCUCACUGCAGGAGCAUCACUUCCUGAGCAACCAGGUUGGGCUAGAAUGGGGUGUGGAAGAGCCAGCCUGCGAGGCCCCAGAUCUGGCCCGCGGAGCCUCCUGGGUCUGCUCCUCGCACGGAGCGGGCUUUGGUCUUCAGCCUCCUCAGCAUCCGCCCCCUAGAGGAGUCCUCCCAGGAGGGAAUCCCUGCUAUGCAACCCAGCUGGGGAGCAUGGCAGCUCCUGCAGGCAAGGAGGUGCUUCCGAGUACUGGCUGGGCUACUUCGCAUGGCACCCCCCCCCCCCCCGAUACCCGACCCAAAGCCUGGGACACACCCAGUAUGGGGGACUCUGUGCUUUUCUCAGUAUGGAGAAUGGCUGAAAUCGGCUGGGGAAGUCCACUGCGCGAGUCUUCAGACCCACAGACCACAAUCCAGUCCCUCACCAUAAAACUCUUCUGCAACCUCGAGCUGGAAGCCUUUUUUUUUUUUUGUGCUGAUUUUUACUCAUUUCCUCACCCUGUAGAGUAAGCUUUUUCUUUCAAAUAAUAUUCCACGUGCAUUCUAAGGUGGUACAGUCCCAUGGGAGGACUGUACCAUGUGGCCUGCUGUAUGUUUGAAUAAUUACUUAAUGAACAAUGGAAAUGAACUCAGGAACUGGAAUCGCGAGAAACAAAAUUCUGCUCAUAACAUUUUGUUAGGGUUUUUUUAACCAUUGUAAUAACACAAAUCUACUCCGAGAGGUGACCUAGUAAACAUGAAAUUGGCGGAGGGCGCAUGUUUAUAGUCCUCAUUAGUGCAAUUUAACAUGUUGGUUUUCUUGCCUGUCAGCUUUGACGUUCCAACUGGAAUUCUAGUAAGACCAAGCUGUCAAAAUAGGAACUUUGAUUGUUAAUUUCACCUAAUCCUCCUUGAUGAUGUGGAGUUUGGAAAGUAACAACAUGUCUCCUCCUAUCCAUGUAUUUCUUCCUGGUAUAACAAGACAAAAAACAAGUGUGAUGUUGGUAUGAAUGAAUACAACUGGAAAAUCAAAAGUACACAGACAUUGCUUCCGUGUGAAGCCUUUUAACGCUGCUAAGACAUUGCUUUCCUCCAGUAGCUGGAAGUGAAAUUAAACAGAAGUUCUAACAUAGCACUUGGCAUUGGUAUCAGCAAUAUGCUUAAGACUCUUCUAUAAUGUUUACUUCAGCAAAGUUCUUGUGCAACGUUGAUCGAAAGCUUGCUCCUUGCAGGUUUAGCCCAUGCCAUUUCUUGUUCAGUGUGGCUGGGAAUUUAGGGAUGAAAGCUCACCUAUUCAACUUCUCUUUUCCAUUGCAAGGAGCUUUAAUUGCUGGCUUCCUCAUAUGUUGUGCAUGUGUUUACUUUCCUACCAAGACAGCCCAAAAACCAAACCAGUAAUUCCAACCACUGCUACCUCCCUGCAGGGAACAAAAAUAGAUGCAAGGAAGAGCGAUUCAGGCGCAAUUCACCACUAGUCCAUUGAGCUGAACAGAAUGUUGUAAAAUCACCAGAUAUUGCAAACAAGAAGCUUUCCAUUCAAUUCUGAAAAGUUUCACUGGUGCUUUCCCAGCACACACUCAAACAGAUUAUCACUGAAAUUUAAUUUCACUCUUUUCAAAAUCUCCACAGAUCCAAUUCAGAAAACCAGUAGGUUGUCCCUAUGCACCAACCAGGUCAGUGAGAACAACACAGAAAAUGCCAGUGUAAUUUAUAAUUUAGUCACAGCAUUGUGGGAUUUACUCCCAAGUAAGCAUGCAAAGGAUUGGGUUGCAAGCCUUAUCACGUGCUGCAAGAUAAUCCUGUAGCCUUCCUUGUUCCUCUAUGCAAACAAUGCUUCUGUGUUUGCUUCCAUAAUAGUAGAGUUUUAUCCACUCGCUUUAUUUAGUGCUUGUAGCAUCUCCAUUCUCAAUGCAGUUUAGCUGUUCUGUGUGAUACCAAAAUACUAUCUACAUAGUUAGGUGGACAUGUGUAAUCCACCAGAAAACGUAAGUAUCUCAGGUGUUGUUCUUGAAAGAGAGCAGAUGAGGUUGUUAAUUUGGACUGUAUCACUUCCAAACCCCAAGUGGGGUUGCACACGAUCAAAUGUUUGUACAUUCAAACAAAUCCCCUUUUGGAGUCAGGGAGAAAGUUCGGUUGCAAGUUCGGUUCCUUCCUCCAGGAAAUCCAGGUUCUACAUACAGAGAUUAUUUUUGUACGGAGUAGCAGAUCAUCCAUAGUGCUAGAUUGCAGGCUGCAACCACUACAGACCCUGGGCGACACUCGAUUUCUAUGCAUCGCUAUUACCUUGCUGUACAACUUUCAACUUCCCAGCCCCUAGUACUUGGAAUGCCACUUCCAAAGUAUUCUUUCAGUGCAAGAGAUUAGAGCAGUUUAGAAGUAUAUCUACUACGUCUCUGCUCCUUGAAACAUAGACUUCUGCUUGUUAGUAGGUUUCUACAAUGUUCAUUCAGGUCCGGAGUUACUAUUCAAUAGACGUUCACUGCAGAGUUUUUAUUUACUGACUUCAUGACUGUGUGCGGAGUUCGCUUACUCUUGCUGUACCGAGCAGCAAACCUAAAAAGAGUUGAAGCUGACAUCUUACUACCAGUGUUUCCUACUAGGCAACUUUGGGUUAUCAUUUUCCAAUGAGAGAGAUGGGAGAAAUAUUGAUUAUUCCAGACAAGGACUUGAAACUUAAGGGGUUCCUGCGGAACUUGUCGGAAAAGGGUUCAGUUCCUGUCUUAUGUUUACAUUAUUCAGCACAAGAGAGGAGUCACAAAAAUGCUGUGAUAAAUUUUCAAUAAAUUUCUGAGGAUGAA